ACUAAUUAUAUGAUAUUUAGAUUCCUGUUGCUAAGAAGACUGAAAUUUCCAAGAGGACCGGGGCUAAAAAGAAAAAUCCUUCCAAGUAUAGAGCGUGCCUCCAUACAUAUUUAGAAACGACAGAUAUUUCGGAUGGAUGUGUUCGUUUAAUACCUAUGGAUGGAGCUAUUUUUGGUUUUGAGUAUGCCGAGCCAUUGGGUAAAGAGGAUUUUGAUCAAAUUUUGUAUCAUACGCAAUUAAGCGUUGGUGUUAUCAACACAUACAUGAGGUAUUUAUAUGACAAAUUGAUGGGUCCGCGUGGGUUGGAGCAAAGAUUCUCAUUCUUAAAUCCCAUGAAAACGAACUUAACCGAAAUGAUAAGAAAACCAGAUGAAGUCAGGACGUAUGUAGUCGAGCGCUUUAUGGCCGACACAGAUAGAGAAAAGUUGUUCUUUUUACCGUUUAAUACCGGCGACGGUGGACAUUGGUUGUUGGUCGCGAUAAAUCCUUUUAAAGAAAUUGUGUAUUAUUUGGAUUCUUUACACAAGGAUUGGACAACAUACCCUGCUAUGAAGACGAUAGUUGACACCAUUAUACAAACUGUUCGAGCACAAAGAAAAAUUCAAGUACCAAAGAGAAAAGCCAAUAACAUUACAUGGAAUAGAGUGGAGUGUCCUCGACAGCGUAAUAAUAUAGAUUGUGGAUAUUACACGUUGAGGUUUAUGAAAGAAACUCUUCUUAUGGAUCGAACAGAUAUUCCAUCUGAUUACUUUGAUGAAUAUAGAUGUGCUUAUUACUCAAAAGAUCAGUUGGAUGAAAUUAAAGAGGAAUUGUGUCAAUUCAUUAUCGAGCUACAGGUUUUGUGAGGUUAUAUAGCAUAUUUAGAAGAUAGAACUAGAAUGUGUUGAAAUACAUUUUGAUUAGCAUUUUUGGAGGUUAUUAGAAAUGUGUAGAUUUUUUGUAAAGGCAAACAUUUUCAAGUAUAUAUAUAAAUACUCAAAA
Messenger RNA from Lathyrus oleraceus (garden pea), 981 nucleotides. RefSeq lists its product as uncharacterized. The transcript has 7 exons. The coding region runs from base 156 to 845 and encodes 229 amino acids. The record is from RefSeq and is a predicted model, not a curated record. Gene Ontology annotation, molecular function: cysteine-type peptidase activity. NCBI's taxonomy places the organism in Eukaryota, Viridiplantae, Streptophyta, Magnoliopsida, Fabales, Fabaceae. Gene Ontology annotation, biological process: proteolysis.